AUGACUGCUGCUCCCUAAAGAGAUAUUCUCAAAGACCUUUAUGCAGAAUAGGUAAACUUGAGAUUAAUAGGUAAAUAAAAAGAGGCCCUUGAGAUUUUAGAUAAAAUGAUUUCUCAGUAAUUAGGUUAGCAAUAUGAUUUAGUUAGAGAAAAAGCUCACUGCCUUUAUGAAAUGGGUGAGACUAGAGAAUAUUUAGAAUAAGCGAUAGCAUAAUACAAGCUUGCUGUUGAUUUAUAUCCUGCUUAUAAAGAUUUAACUUAAUAAUAGAAAAUAGAUUUGUCUAACACUUAUGCAGGUCAAGCAAGAGCUUAUUCCUAACUAGGGAAUUAAGAAGAAGCACUCAUUCUUCUAAGAAAAGCAAAAGAAGUUAGCUAAGAUAACAAAGACCGUAUAGCAAUUGAAAAAGCAUUAGUAUACUAUAAAUAGUAGAAGUUAGCAGAAGCGUAGGAUCUACUUUUAUAAGUGGCUUAGUCUCCAAAUUAAAAAAUAAAAUAGGAAGCUUACUACAGAUUAGGAUUUAUUUCAGAAAAUCCAAAGCAGUAGCUUGACUUCUAUUUGAAGGCAGAUCAGGAUGAUCAUGUUAUUCUUUUUAACAUUGGUAAUUGCUACAUGAGACUUUAUAAUUUUAGUGCAGCAAUUGAAAAAUAUACUUUUGCACUAUAGAUUAAGAGAGAUCCUAAGUAUGUUUAUAAUCUUGCAAAGUGCUUUGAAAUAAAUGGCCAAUACGAAGAAGCCAUCGAAACAUACAUGAAAGCACUAACUCCUGAAUGGUAUUCUAAAGUUGCAGACAUCAUUCAUAAUCUUCAUAACUUCGCUUAAGAUCCUGCAUUAAAAGAAAAGCAUGAAGCACAAAAAGCAUCUGAUAAGAACUGGCUAGUGGAAACAACCCCAGAAAAAGAAUUGAAGUCUCUAUUUAGUAUUGGAAAUUGCUUUUUGCAUAUGAAAUUAUAUGAGUAAGCACAAAAUUUAUACAAUGAAGUUCUUGGAGCUAGCAUUACCAUAAGUGAGAAGCCUUUAAUUCUAUUUAAUAAAGGAAUAUGCUUGUAUUAGAAUAAAAAGCUAGAAGAAGCCUAUAAGUGCUAUGAAUAAUCUCUUGAACUUAAUCCAAGUUUAAAAAGCAAUUAUUUCUAGAUGGGAAAUAUAAAAGUAGACUUAAAGGAAUAUGAAACCGCAAAGAAGCUAUUUUUAGCCAGUUUAAAACUAGAUGAUAAUGGUAGAUUAAUAGAAAGAGAGCAUAUUUAUAAUGCUAAAGUUAAAAGUAAUUUAGGUUUAUGCUGGUAAAAGCUCAAAAAUUCUGAAGAAGCUGAAAAAUGUUUGAAUGAAGCAUAUUAGCUAGACCCAUAAAACUACCAAAUAUUUUGUAAUUUAGGAGUUUUAAAAAUAAAAUAGCAUAAUGCAGAAGAAGCUGGUAGGUUGUUCAGAUAAGCUUUAGAAGUAUAAAAAGAAACUUAACUUCCUGAUAACUAGAGAUCUGAUAAUUUCAUUGCGAUAGGCUCGCUUAAUAGGAUUUCAGAUAUGAUGAAAAGAUUCCCUAGAACACUCAAUGAAGAUUCUAGAAAAAUGGUUAUGAGCAUUGUUAGUUCUGAUUAAACAGACUCAAAAUAAGAAAAAAAUGAUAGAGAUGUAUUAGAAAGAGUAUUAGAACUUAUUGAUGUAUCAAGAAAAGCUUAAAAAUCUGUAGAAGAAAUAAAAUAAAACUAAGAAAUCAUUUAAAAAAAUGUAAAUAAAUUAGAAUAGGAAAUAUCAAAGCUUCAAAAGCACCAACAAGAAAUGGAUAAAAACUACGAUGAUUUAAAAAAAUUGUUUUAAGAAUUCGAGAAAAAGGAAUAAUAGCCAAAGGAAGUUUAAGAAAGUGAAUAUGAUAAGCUAAAGAAAGAAGAAAUCAAUGAAAUUGCAGAAAUAUAUCAAGAUGAAUUCUUGACUGAAUAUUAUUAUGGUAUGAUUUAAGGAUUCGAAGAAGUUUAUGAUAUUGCUAAAUCAACAAAAUUAAAUGGAGUAUUUGAUAUUCAAUUAAAGAAAAGCACGGCAGUCAAUUUAGCCUCAUAAGCACUUAAAUUUCUUCCUUUUGUAGGAGGUUUUCUCUCAGAAAAAGUUAAAGAUUUCGAAUAGGUAUUUAAAGAAAGGUCAUUAGAAACAAAGGCAGCUAUUAUGUUUGAUUUCUUUCCUCAAGUACUGAUUUAUAAUGUAUUUUCUUCAUAUGUUUCUAGGAAAAUAACUUUAAAAAUGAAACCAAUUAAAGAAGAAUUUUUAAAAUCAUUACAUCCCGAGGAGUAGAAGAAACAAGGAAUUGUGGAUAAAUGCAAAGGUUUAUUUAAAUGGAUAUCUGACAAAGUUUCCUAAGUAAAACAAUCUAUUCUCACUUUUGCUACCUCAAUCCCUGAUUAUGAGUAAUCUGAAAUUAGGAUUCUAGCAAAAUCUGAAGUUUCUCAAGCAUUUAUAUAUUUUUUUAAGUUUACUAUGAAUGAAGCGAAGAAAAAGAACUAAAGAAAUAUGGUUUCAACCUUGAUUCAUCCUACUAAAAUAUCAACAUUUUUCAUAUUUAUUUUAGAGUAAACAAAUAAAAGAGGAGACUUUACAUAAAAAGACGAUUCUUAGGAAGAAACUAAAGAGGAAGAAGGGGUAGAAAAUAUUUAAUUAACAUUCUAGAAUUCUGAAGCCUACAAAGAUAUUUAGGCUAAGCUAUAAGCUCUAAUACCAAAUAAUAAGAAUUGA
Messenger RNA from Tetrahymena thermophila SB210, 2712 nucleotides. Its product is annotated as tetratricopeptide repeat protein. Lineage: Eukaryota; Ciliophora; Oligohymenophorea; Hymenostomatida; Tetrahymenidae. The transcript is spliced from 5 exons. Gene Ontology annotation, molecular function: protein binding. The record is from RefSeq and is a predicted model, not a curated record.